AUGGCGGAGCGGCUGCCACCGGGCCCUCCGGUGAUUUUUUGCCAGGACUCCCCGAAGCGCGUCCUGGUUUCCGUUAUCAAAACCACCCCGAUCAAGCCCUCCUCGCGAGGGGGCGGUGAUGAGCCGGUGUCCGCACCGCCAGUGCCCACCAGCCCUGGCUUUAGUGACUUCAUGGUCUACCCCUGGCGCUGGGGCGAGAACGCUCACAACGUGACCCUCAGCCCCGGCGGCACCGGCGCACCCCCGGCCCUGCCGCCGUCCCGCGGAGGAGCUGGCAGGGCCCCCGCUGGGGACGAAGAGGAGGCGGGCAGCCCGGGAAGCGGCAGGCACCGCCACCUGAAGGAUGGGACGAGGCGUGGCCGGCCGAGAGCAGACACCGUCCGUGACCUCAUCAGCGAGGGAGAGCACUCCUCCAGCAGAAUACGUUGCAAUAUCUGUAACAGGGUCUUCCCACGAGAGAAAUCGCUGCAGGCCCACAAACGAACGCAUACUGGUGAAAGGCCUUAUAUGUGUGACUACCCAGAUUGCGGGAAAGCCUUUGUUCAGAGUGGGCAGCUCAAAACUCACCAGCGUCUCCACACAGGGGAGAAACCUUUCGUCUGCUCGGAGAAUGGCUGUUUAAGCAGAUUCACCCAUGCAAACCGUCAUUGCCCCAAACAUCCAUAUGCUCGACUGAAGAGGGAAGAGCUCACAGACAGGCUGAGUAAGAACCAGACAGCUGACAAUAAAGCUGUGGCUGAGUGGCUAGCAAAAUACUGGGAGACUAGAGAGCAGCGUGCUCCUGCUUUGAAAACUAAAGCAAUCCAGAAAACGGAUCAGGAACAGCAGGACCCCAUGGAAUAUCUGCAGUCUGAUGAAGAGGAUGAUGAAGAGAAAAACGGAGCUCACUCCGCUGCUGGCCGCCGCCGCCUCCAGGAACAGCGUGAACGUAUGCAUGGCGCACUGGCUCUCAUCGAGCUUGCAAAUCUCGCUGUGGCACCACUGCGGCAGUAGAGAGCAACAGAGUCUGCCUAUACACACUUCCUGGUGGUACUUAACCAGAUAGAUCCCGGUUAUAAGCUAAGCACCUUAUUUGCUUAUCAUAGGCUGCUAUUCUGUAGAAUUCAUGAAGAAUGUUGUUGCCCCAUAACAUGGGGUGAGAGAAUUGCACUUUUUGUAAGGUAAAAGACAGAUGUAAAGUUUAAAAGUAUUUUGUAAAUAUAGCACUGCAUAAUGCAGGGUUGACAAAUUUACAUGUUGUGGGAAGCUAGAUUUUGCAAGGUUAACUCAUUUAUUUGAAGCAGAUUUCACAGGAAGCACUUUCUGAACAAAGUGUUCAUGAUUAGCAGACUGGUACAUGUGGCCAAAGAAGGCUGACGAAAAGUAUUUAUCUGACUAUUUAACUAAAUUUAUAUUAAGUGGUAGGUCUGAAGAGAUUAAGUAUCAAUGUCACCAUGGUUUUCUAAUGUCGGCAUAUCUUUACCUAGUAUCACUGAGGCAGAAGGCAGAGCUUAGUUAUCACAGCUUGUAGAGGGGAUAUGCUUCAUGCAGGAAAGUUAAGAUUGUUCAGCAUCCUCACUGUGACUGCUCAGGGUAUGAGGCUUGACUUUGCUGUUUUGUGCUUUCUGUUUCGAUUUCAGCAGAAUCUAUUGGUAGCACUUGUUAUUCCUAACAUAUGAUGUUAGGAACUUUUGCACAUUGUUUGGUUUAUCUGAAAAUGAUUAGUCUUGCAAAGUCUAGACAAAGGUAAAAAAUGGUAAUAUUUUUUCAGAUAUUUUUGGACCCUGUAGUGAUUUGGCACUUGAUUUUGUUAAUAGAAGGGGGUAUUUACAGGGUGGUAUGGAUUUGUAGUAAACUAUUCUAGAUGUCCUAGUAGCGAACACUAAGUUUUAAAGCAUUGCUUUUAUGUGAUUAUUAGCAAAUAGAAGCCUCCAUACUUUCAGUGCAUAAAGCCACCUUAUUGCUUUACUUCAGGAUAACAUGCCUAUUUUGUUUUCACUAACUGUACCACAGCUGUUACUUAAACACUGCAGAAAAGUAUUCACAACUAGAAAAUAGGCUUCCAAAGAUAGUUAUGAGUGUGUUAACAGUGUGAUUUCAUGUAUUUCCCAAAUAAGUGAAGUUACAGAAUGCUGUCGAGUACUCAGAUGCUGAUAUAAAAUAUUAAGCAGGAUAUCUUGCCACUUCAUUAAUAUUGUAUAGUUUAAAAUAGCAUUGCCUCAUGGUGAUCUUUUUCUGUAUCUUGCUUUGAAGGCAACCAGAGAUUCCUAAUAUGCUAACAGAACUUUGUUUUCAGAUAACACUUUUUGUUGUGUGGUUUAUUGGUGUGUUGUUUUGUUUUGUGUUGGUUUUUGUUUGUUUGUUUUGUUAAGCUACUGCUUUAGGGGAUAUCAGUAAUUUGUAUUUGCUGACCUGCUUGCUUUAACUCCUUCCUCUCAUUGAAGGUCAGGAAAUUCAGAUAAGAAGGGAAGCCACUUCCCCUCUCGCUUAAACAAGAGGACAAAAUCAAUUUUAUUAGUCACUUGAUACAGACUGAUCAGAUGUGUACAGCUGUUCCAGGAAAGUAGAGUGAUUUUACACCAGAAACUGAUGGAUUGUGUUAUCUGAUAAUUUUUAACCUGUUGUGGUUGAAAAUCUCAUUAACCCAGUUUGUUUAAUUCAUAUAUUGAUGCACUUAUCUAAAGAGCAAUUGAGUAAUUUAAAUAAAACAACCUCUUUCACUGAAUAUAAAUAGUAUAAACAUUGUUGCACCAGUGAUACGGUUAACUUUUGCUUUCAGCUCCUAAGCUUAUCUGACAUCAGGCUUAUUUGUUUCUAUUUUAAGUUGUUUGGACUUAAAAAUAUGAAACGCUCCCUAGAAUGACUGCAUUCUAGUCUUCUCAGCCCGUGUAAAACUGGUAGUUCCUGUGUAGGAUUGGAGUUUCUCAAAGAACUUACUUGCUUUUGGCUGUUCAGUUGGCUGCAUGGAAAUAGUCUGAUCCUAAAAUGAACCGUGAGCAUACAUCUGUUGCACUUCUGAAUCAUAACUGAGAAUUGCUCCUGAGUAGUAUUUCACAGGGCACAGGAUUGUGUAAUUACCAAAAAGCUGCAGACUGGAGUAAUGAUGUUCUUCUUUAGGAUUUUCUUUUAAUUUUUUUUUUUCCCAGUCAACUGUAAUGCUUCGACCAAGUCAAAGAAUAUUUCUACAAGUAUGACAAGUACACUGAAUUGUACUUGGCUGUAGAUUAAAUUCAGACAGCUCAAGCAGUUUUGUGUCAUGACAAAUACCAAGUUAAAAAAAAAUAAAACUGAGAUGCUUUUGGUUUUGUUAAGAAGUGAUUACAUACAAGAAAUCUUCAAGUGUUCAAUACUUCAUAAGAUUAAGUUGUAGUUUGGUGUGACUUAAUAGCAGAAGGGUGGAUGUGCUGUCAUUUUAAUAAAAUGCUUUGAGUAAAAACUGGGUUUAAUUCUCAA
This is a messenger RNA of Apus apus (common swift), 3432 nucleotides long. It is a transcript of the gene ZNF367, whose product is annotated as zinc finger protein 367. Gene Ontology annotation, biological process: homophilic cell-cell adhesion. Lineage: Eukaryota; Metazoa; Chordata; Aves; Apodiformes; Apodidae. Gene Ontology annotation, molecular function: ionotropic glutamate receptor binding. Gene Ontology annotation, cellular component: cell-cell junction. The coding region runs from base 1 to 993 and encodes 330 amino acids. The transcript is spliced from 5 exons. The record is from RefSeq and is a predicted model, not a curated record.